This is a messenger RNA of Momordica charantia (bitter melon), 385 nucleotides long. Its product is annotated as O-Glycosyl hydrolases family 17 protein. NCBI's taxonomy places the organism in Eukaryota, Viridiplantae, Streptophyta, Magnoliopsida, Cucurbitales, Cucurbitaceae. The record is from RefSeq and is a predicted model, not a curated record. Gene Ontology annotation, molecular function: hydrolase activity, hydrolyzing O-glycosyl compounds. Gene Ontology annotation, biological process: carbohydrate metabolic process.
CGAACGACAAAUGAAAUUAAAAUUUUCCAUAUUUUCUCCACCAACAACCUUUGACCCCCGCGUCACCCUCCUCCACUCUCUCUUUUUCCGCCAUUGUUGCUCUGCUUCUGCAACAAUGGCGACGCCCUUCACUUCUCUAUUUUUCGCAUUUUGGCUACUCUCAAUAUCAGCUUCAGUAUCCAUCUCCAAUGCAGAGAUCUCGAGCCUCGUCGGCGUCAACUACGGCCAGCUCGGAAACAACCUCCCCUCGCCGCCCGAUUCCGUCGAUUUAAUCAAAACCCUAAACGCCCAAAUCGUCAAAAUCUACGACGCCACCCCCGAGAUUCUCAAAUCCCUAAAAAACACCGACCUCCGAGUCUCUGUAAUGCUCCCAAACGAGCUCAUA